Messenger RNA from Achroia grisella, 580 nucleotides. Its product is annotated as NADH dehydrogenase [ubiquinone] 1 alpha subcomplex assembly factor 2. Gene Ontology annotation, cellular component: membrane. Bases 74 to 520 code for a protein of 148 amino acids. The record is from RefSeq and is a predicted model, not a curated record. Gene Ontology annotation, biological process: mitochondrial respiratory chain complex I assembly. The transcript has 4 exons. NCBI's taxonomy places the organism in Eukaryota, Metazoa, Arthropoda, Insecta, Lepidoptera, Pyralidae.
UACAUAUUGUUAUUUACAUUAUAAUUUAAUAUUUUAAUUAAUUACUGUAAUGUGCUAAAAAUACUUUAAAAAGAUGUCUAGCGGUGAAUAUCGUCAGCUGUGGAAAAUCGUAUUUAGGAAUUUCAUCAAUUCCUUUAAACCUAGGCAGAUUACAGGAAACAACAUGGGUAAAGACUACAUAGGUAACAUUUAUUAUGAAAUACCUGCUGAUCCUAGUGUUGGUAAACGGAAGCCUUCUAGAUGGUAUGAUCCACCCAAGGGUCAGGAUUUUUUAGACCCUAUACCAGCUGAAUGGGAGGCUUGGCUCAGAAUGAGGAGGACAGAUCCCCCCACACAAGAAGAAAUAGCUAAUAAUUUAGCUAUAGCCAAAUUGAAGAAGGAAAAUGCAGCUAAAAUAGAAGCAAAGAGACUUGCUGAAGGCGGCUCUCUUCCAACAACACCUAUAAAGGGUGCUGAGUCAUUUCCCACAUAUUCAGAAUAUCAUACAGGCGACCCUGAAAACCAUCCUAGAUACAAAUAGUUGUGAUAUAAAUAGAUAAAUGUUAUUUAAUUGAAUAAUAAAUAAAAGUUAUUUUGUUAG